Sorghum bicolor (sorghum) is the source of this 2321-nucleotide messenger RNA. Its product is annotated as pentatricopeptide repeat-containing protein At3g46610. Lineage: Eukaryota; Viridiplantae; Streptophyta; Magnoliopsida; Poales; Poaceae. Gene Ontology annotation, molecular function: protein binding. The record is from RefSeq and is a predicted model, not a curated record.
AAUCAACGCCACAAACAGAUAGCCUUUCGUCUCUUUCAUUUUCAGAGGCCACCAGUGCCUGGACCUGGACGCUCGCGCCCCGGCCUCGCCGCCAUGGCUCCCUCCCUCGCCGCCCUCCACUCCGCCGCCGCCAGCCACCUCCCACACCCUCGACGUCAGAGGACCACCGCCCUCGCGCGCGCCUCCUCCGUCCUCCGCCUGCCACUCCGCCGCCGCUCCCGUGGGUCGCCGCCGAGAACCUCGCAGUUCGCGACCGGCGGCGCUGGGGGCACGGCCACCGGCGGCGGCAGCGGCAGCGGCAGGGCGAGGCGAGGCCUGGGCAUCGACGUCGCCGCGGUCGGCGCGGCGCUGCGCGACGCCAGAACGGCCGACGACGUGGAGUCCGUGGUGAAUGCCUUCUUGAACCACGACAACGCCGCCGCCGCCGGCGAGGCUCACCUCCUGCCCCUCCAGGUGUACACGUGCGUCAUCCGGGGGCUCGGCAAGGACAACCGCCCGGACGCCGCGUUCGCCGUCGUGGAGCACCUCAAGCGGAGAGGAGCCGUGCUGAACCAGUUCGUGUACAACUGCCUCCUCGGCGCCGUCAAGAGCUGCGGCGAGUUCGGCCGGAUCCAGGCCGUCCUCGACGACAUGGAGGCGCAGGGGGUGUCCCCGAACAUCGUCACCUACAACACGCUGAUGUCCAUCUACGUGCACCAGGGCAGGGUCGAGGACGUCCUCAGGGUGUACGCCGACGUGCAGGAGCGCGGGCUCGUGCCCACCGCCGCGACCUACUCCACGGUGAUGUGCGCCUACAAGAAGGCGGGUGACGCGUUCGCGGCCAUCGAGUUCUUCGCCAUGCUCAGCGGCAGGUACAGGAACGGGGAGCUGGUGGUGGGGAACCGUGGUGACUGGGAGCAGGAGUUCGUCAAGUUCGAGAAGCUGACCGUCCGGGCUUGCUACAUGUCGAUGCGGCGGUCGCUCGUCGGGGGGAAGAAUCCGGUCGGCGAGGUGCUGAAGGUCCUCCUCGCCAUGGAUGAGGCAGGUGUUCGUCCGGAGAGGAGCGACUACGAGCGGCUCGUCUGGGCGUGCACGGGGGAGGAGCAUUACGCCAUUGGCAAGGAGCUGUACCAGAGGAUUCGUGAGGGUGGUGAUGGGGGCGAGAUCAGCCUGUCCGUCUGCAACCACCUGAUCUGGCUGAUGGGCAAGGCGAAGAAAUGGUGGGCGGCUCUCGAGAUCUAUGAGGAUUUGUUGGACAAAGGCCCGAAGCCGAACAAUCUGUCUCAUGAGCUGAUCAUGUCACACUUCAAGAUUCUUCUUGAUGCUGCCAAGAGAAGGGGAAUUUGGAGGUGGGGUGUGAGGCUGCUCAACAAGAUGCAGGAGAAGGGAUUGAAGCCUGGAAGCAAGGAGUGGAAUGCUGUUCUCCUCUCAUGUUCAAGGGCUUCCGAAGCAUCGGCAGCGGUGGAUAUCUUCAAGAAGAUGGUAGAUGAAGGGUUGAAGCCAGAUGUGGUUUCCUAUGGUGCAUUGCUGAGUGCACUUGAGAAAGGCAAGCUUUAUGAUGAGGCCUUGAGGGUCUGGGAACACAUGUGCAAAGUUGGGAUCAAACCGAACCUCUACGCAUACACGAUAUUGGUUUCGAUUUACAUCGGCAAGGGCAACCAUGCUAUGGUGGAUGCUGUUCUUCAUGACAUGGUGUCGAAACAGAUCGAGCCAACCGUUGUCACCUUCAACGCAAUAAUCAGUGCAUGUGUGAGGAGUAACUCAGGUGGAAAUGCCUUUGAGUGGUUUCACAGGAUGAAGAUACGGGGCAUUGAGCCGAAUGAAAUUACAUACCAGAUGUUAAUUGAAGCUCUUGUGCAAGAUGGCAAACCAAGACUUGCUUAUGAGAUGUACAUGAAGGCUUGCAGCCAAGGUCUUCAGCUUCCUGCAAAGUCAUAUGACACUGUACUGGAGGCGUGUAAGGCUUAUGGCUCCAUAGUAGAUCUAACUACUUUGGGUCCUCGCCCUUCAAAAGGGGUGGAACCCAUCAGGAUAGAGAAUAACUUUUCCAGUUUCUCUCAAUUCAAGGAUCUGCCUAGCACCUCUCAUCAUUUUGCAGGCAUCGGAAUGUAUGGAUUUUCGGGAUACAGAAUGGCAAGGUAAAACCAUGCAUGUAACAUACUACCACGCCCUGUUGUAUAGUUGCCUUCACCCUCCAAAAACAUUAACUUAUGUAUUUGUAAGUUCACUAAUAAGUUGUAAAAAAAUACUAGUACACUGGCAUUUUUGUUUCAUUCAUCUUAUGUUAGUGUGGAUAUUUUGAACAUAGUGAUGCAACUUUUUGGUGUGCAUGUGUCCUUUUC